GUGAUGGACCGGCGUUCAGAGUUCACUGAUGUGGCUGUAUUUGUGCACGGUGAUAAAUAUAAAGACCCAGUCAGCAACGGUAAUGCUCGAUCGUCCAGUUUGUUGAGUCAGGAGACAGACCAAACUGUCUCAGCUACGUACUUAUACUUACUAUUUACGCCGGCCAAUUGGAAGUACGUCAAAGUGCAGUGCGCCGUCAGUACCCGGAUGUUUUACUCAACACGCUGGCCAGGUAGUCUAUUAAACCAAAGAAGAAGCGUUCGUAAACAGACGUGUCCUUCCUAUAGCAGUCAUGUCUUCUUACAUUCUGGGUUUGGAUCUGGGCACCACCUCGAUCAAAGCGGUCUUAUUAGAAAGGAAGUCCAGGACUGUUGUUGCAAGUCAGAGUUUACCAUCUGCUUCUGAUUUAGCCGAUAGUCGCGGACUAAAAGCAAAGGAACAGGACACGGUCCGGAUUAUUGACACGCUGAACCGGUGCAUCGGGCUGCUACCAAGAGACAAACUGCAGCAUGUGGACAGGAUUGGGGUAUCAGGACAGAUGCACGGUGUUUUAUUUUGGAAAGCUGAGAGUGGUUGCGAUUGGUCCAGCGGCAACUUCUUUACAGCCAAUGACACCAGCCAGCUGAUCACCUGGCAAGAUGGCCGCUGCAGCAACAACUUCCUGUCUUCCCUCCCGAAACCUGACUCGCAUCUCAGCAUAGCCACAGGAUUUGGCUGUGCAACAAUGUUUUGGUACAUGAAACACAGGCCUGAGUUCUUGAAGGACUUCACAGCAGCCGGAACGAUCCAUGACUAUGUCGUAUCCAUGCUGUGUGGCUUGGACAGAUGUCUGAUGACGCCUCAGAAUGCAGCCAGCUGGGGUUUCUACAACACAUCUACCUGCCUGUGGAAUGUGGAUAUUCUGAAUGCCACCGGAUUCCCUUUGCACCUUCUACCUCAGUGUGUCCCCUCCGGUGGGCUGGCGGGCCACACAUGCUCCGACUGGCAUGGUAUCCCUGCUGGUACGCCAGUAGGGGCCGCGCUUGGAGACUUCCAGUGCGCUGUCUACUCCUGCCUGAGUGCACAGACAGAUGCAGUUCUUAACAUAAGCACCUCAGCCCAGCUGACGUUCGCCAUGCCAGCUGACUUCAAACCUCCUGACUCGCCUCAGCUGGACUCCUCCACCACCUUCUUCCCGUACUUUGGCUCCUCGUACUUGGCAGUGGCCGCAUCACUCAACGGCGGCAACGUGCUGGCCACUUUUGUGGACACGCUCGCUGGGUGGAUGAAAGAGUUUGGUGUGGAUGUGAGUGAUCAGUCAUUAUACGAGAAGAUGAUUCAGUGCGCUCUGAAGCAAGAAAGCAGCGAACUCCGAGUGAUUCCAACCAUCAUGGGAGAGAGACACGACCCUUUCUGUCUGGGUCAGGUGACCAACAUCUCUGCCUCCAACCUCUCUUUGGGUCACGUGACCAGGGCACUGUGCCGCGGCAUCAUAGAUAACCUCACCUCCAUGAUGCCUGCGCAGCGUCUGAGGCAGGCGGGGGUGAGCAGGAUAGUGGGUAGCGGGAGCGCCCUGGCGCGGAACGAGGUGCUGAGACAGGAAGUGGAGAGAGCGUACACGCAGUCGGUGAUAUACGGACAAAAUGCAGACUCUGCUGUUGGCGUGGCGUUGGUCGUCUGUGACCAACUCAGAUCCGCUGAGGAUGCUUGUUGUGUGGUUAAAUGACUUGUUUUUUUCCCUUGUCACACUAGAUCACUUAAACCAGGAGGGUCCAAACUUUUUCCAGUGAGGGCCAAAUAGUGAAAAAUGAAAGGAUGCAAGGGACACUUUGAUAUUUUGUAAAGAUAUGCUACGAAGUUAUAUCAGUAAUAUAAGGAUAUAUUUCAAGCAAAAAACUGCAUGGUCGGGAAAACUGCAACUCAGUGUUGUGGAAUAGGUUAAAAAGAAUUUAUUAGAACAAACUUUAGUCUUUGGUCUUUUUUUUUAAAGACCUAACCCACUUUUGCAAAUUUUUUUCCCCAGAUAUUUCAAUUUUUUUCUCAAAUAAUCCUUGUAAAUUUUCUUUUCGUAAUAGGACUUUAUUCGCAUAAUAUUUUUAGUUUAUUCCCAUAAUAUUUAAUUUUUUCCCCAACCUAAUUUUACAAAAAUUGCAGCUCUAUGCUAUUAAAAUGACAUUAAAUUUCCUCGUAAUACUAUGAAUUUAUUCUAAUAAAAAUGCAACGUUUUUUUUGGUUAGAAGACAACUUUUUAGGGUUAAGAUUUGGGGUUAGGGUUAGGGCUAAUUUCACUUAGGGUUACCACUGAUUAGGGUUCAUUUCACCUAGGGUUACGACUGGUUAAGGUUAGGACUUAAAUUAGGGGUAGGGCUCAUUCCAGUUAGGGUUACAACUGGCUAGGGUUAAUUCCACUUAGGGUUAAGGUUAGGGUUUAAAAUCAGGGUAAGGCUAAAUUCAAAAAUUUCACAGUUGUGGUUCGAAUUACUGCUCCAAUUGGCUUUCAACUUCACUGACAUUAUUUACAAAGAACAGUAGGGCAGGAGCUUCCCCGGAGGCGGCAUUGGCAGGUUAGGCUUUUGAACAAAAGUCCCCACCACCACCACCACCACCACCGGGGAAGUGGCAUAAGCACGGGCCUACCUCCAGUUCAUACCCCCACCCCAUCAUGAAUCCAAACAUUGUUCUAGUGCUCCAAUAAUUAGGCUUGAGUGCUCUUCGUGCAUAUGGUAUCAUUCUAUUCCUCGUUCGUUCUGUCUCUUCGCUGUCGUCAGCGGAAAUUAUUUCGCUUCUGUGGCCCUCUUGGCUGCAAGGUGCAUUCAUUUGGCUUCCGCAGCUCUCUGGCUACGUGUGUGUGGCUCUAUUCCUGACGUUUUGACUUAUUUUAGUCUUCUUCAGGCGGCCCAAACACACAUCCCCCAGACAGAAAAUAUCAUGGCACCACCUUAUACUACUUGUUGCACGUCUUGUGCUUAAUAUAUUGCCACCGCCUUACUUGCAUCUGAUCCCACAACAACAAAGAGCUUCCUGCAGAGUAACACUGUCCAUACUUUCGUCUGGUCCUUUUCCAUCUCAGAUCAAUCCUGGCUUAGUAACCUUUUCUAACAGGUAAGUAUUUUUCCUUUUAAUUUCUGACAUAUGUGUUUAUUUCCCUUUCCAUUUUCCUAAUUUUCUAACAGGUGAGUAUAUUUUUCCUUUUUUGUUUUUCUCCUUUGCCUUUUGUAACAGGUGAGUAGUUUUCUCUUGCCCUGACCAAAUCCAAAUGACUGCCCUGUAACUUUUGGUCUCUGUUUCUAAUGUUGCUCACUCGCUCCCUCUAGUGGGGCUCCAAUUGACUUGCUCGUCCUCAAGACAAAAUGUUCUCUCCCUAUCAGGUCUAGAGUCCCUUGAGAGAGUUACGACAUGACGAGUCGAAAAAAUACGGUCACGUGACUCGUGGAGCCAUCUUGUGGCCAAAUUCGCGUUUGCGUUCGCCUUUAUACAACAGUUUUUAGCUGUAUUGUUGUUUAUUCGUCAAAAAUGCCGGGUUGUUGUGCAUUUGGAUGCACAAACAGACACGACAAGGGUUUGGGCUGGAAGCCGAACUACUCUUCAAAGCUGUAAGAGGUAGAUCCCAUGUUUUGUAUUUGGUGUUGUGAAUUUCUGUUUAAUGUGAAUCAUCCUUGCGUAAAUCACCUCUGGUUGCAAAUAAAGUAAUCCAUGAUCUCGAGCAAACUUAACAUGGCAACGCUUUGUCCGACAAACAAACACAUCUUCAUGUCAAUGUCCUCAUUUACCCUAAGUUUCAUUUAAAAUGCUUCAAAGCUGUAGAAGGAAUUCGCAAUGUUAGAUGUGAAGUGCAAUAAUGAUUUUUUUUUAAAAUAAAAAUUGUGUUAUACUGUUUAUAAUCUGGCCCAAUUUUAGAUUUAUUUUGAUCUGUAUGGUCGGGGAACCUCAUUUCGUGCACUUAAUCUAAACUGCAGUUAUUUUAUGGAUAUUCCAUUUAAUACCUUAAUAUUCUUUAUACCACUUUUUACAUGCAUUGUCGUACUGUGCAUGCUUGAAUUGGCCCCAACAUGGCGGCGUAAUCGCAGUUGUCGUAACACUGCCAUCCAGGUCUGCUAUCCACCUUCAUCCAAAUCCCACCGUGCCAUCCCAGUCCCAAAUAUCCCCCCACCCUUCACCACACGCAAUUAUUUCUAACUUUCUGGCCUUUUAAUUCGUCCAAUUUGGCCUUUAUUUCUUUAAGGGUAGGGUUAUUGUCAUUCCUAAACUACAUAUUUUUCCCAAAUUUUUUUAAUAUUCCCUCUUUUCAACCCCACCCUUCUGGCCCGGAUCAAUGCCCAUAUUGUUAAUCUUUAAACUCCCCAUGUAAUAACCUGUAUUAAGCCUUGAAAAGGUUUUUAAUUAUUUUCUUUUUUCUCUCUUAUACCCGUCCACCUUGUGGUUAGGGUUGAGGUUGGGGUUAGGGUUAGGAUGGGUUAGGGUUCUGUACCGGAUUAGGGCUCUAGAAAGCGCGUGCGUGUGACCGCGUGCGCGGGUCAGCGCGUGUUAGGGUUAGGGUUGUCAUGUUGUGGCUUACGCCAACGAAAAAGAUUGGAACCCGUGAUGCAGAAUGACACAGCGCUAGUAAAAAUCUAUUUAUUAACAAAGCAAAAAUACAACAAACAGAAAUGACUACUAGAAAGUACAACGAAGGAACGCAGGGCAUGAGCCAAAACAACAAAGAACAAAAAACACUGCUAGGCAGGAAAAAAGGUACUCACAGAACAAAAAGAGCUGCAGGAAAAAGGUGCAGAGCAGGUAGAGGCAGUACAAAUAACAAUGGCAGAAAAUACGCGAGCAAGGGGACCAGUUGGGAGCCAAGGGACGAGGAACAGGAAGCAGGGUUGGCAAGGGAAUAACUGGCAAUUGGGUAGUGACUGAGCAGAGGUAUAUAUGGAGCGUAGCAGAUUGAUCGCAGGUGUUCCUAAUCACUCAUCAGAGCAGCCAUGACACUGCAGGGACAAAAACAGAGGCGGCAGCAGAGUGCAACACACAGAACAUGACAGUACCCCCCCCCCCUCACAAGUCGCCCCUUGGCGGCAUACCUGGUUUGUCGGGAUGGAGAGAGUGGAAGUCGCUGAUGAGUGUUGGGUCCAGGAUACAGGAGCGGGAGACCCAUGAGCGCUCCUCUGGUCCGUACCCCUCCCAGUCGACCAGGUACUGUACACCCCUACCCCUCUUCCUCGAGUCUAAAAUGGCCCUUACCGUAUACGCUGGGAGGCCAUCGAUCAUCCGCGGAGGAGGCGGAGGCUCAGCAGGAGGACACAGUGGACUGGAGGAUACUGGUUUAAGACGGGAUACAUGGAAAACGGGAUGAAUCUUGAGUGAUGAAGGUAACUUGAGUCUGAUGGCAGCUGGACUGAUGAUGGAUUCAAUCGUGUAUGGUCCCACGAAUCUGGGUGCCAGUUUCCUAUUGGUGUUGGCUAAGGGUAAGUCCUUGGAGGAUAGCCAUACUUCUUGGCCGGGUUGAUAGUUCGGGGCCGGGGUCCUGUGACGAUCUGCCAACCUGCGGUUGCGAGUUGAAGUGCGGGCUAAGGCUGCUCUGGUCUCACGCCAAAUCCGGCGGGCCCGGCGGAUGUACUGAUGGACAGAGGGGACAGCUACUUCUCUUUCUUGAGCUGGAAACAAGGGUGGUUGGAAUCCCAGGGCAGCUUUAAAGGGUGUCAUGCCUGUGGCUGUGCAGACGAGUGAAUUGUGGGCAUACUCGACCCAGGGGAGGUGGGUGGACCAUGAAGAUGGAUUCCGAUGGCAGACGCACCUGAGAGCGGCCUCCAAGUCCUGGUUGGCCCGCUCAGUCUGGCCGUUGGUCUGGGGAUGGUAUCCUGAGGAUAAGCUCACCGAAGCUCCCAAUGUCUUGCAGAACGCCUUCCAUGCUUUAGACGCAAAUUGAGGCCCCCGGUCCGACACAAGGUUCAUAGGGAUGCCGUGAAGACGAAAUACAUGUUUGACCAGCAGGCGGGCUGUUUCCAUAGAGGACGGCAACCUGGAAAGUGCAAUAAAGUGUGCCAUCUUCGAGAAUCUGUCGACAAUAUUCAAUAUGACUGUGUGUCCUCGGGAUGCCGGUAGGCCUGUGAUGAAGUCCAGUGCAAUGUGGGACCAAGGGCGGGAAGGAACUGGGAGAGGUUGGAGCAGUCCUGCCGGCGACUGGUGAGAAGACUUGCUUCUGGCGCAGACUGAGCAGGCGGCCACGAAAGCUUUGACGUCUGAAAACAUGGAGGGCCACCAAAAUCUUUGUGCCAGGAUAAAUCUGGUGCGUCCCACUCCUGGAUGGCAAGCCAACUUCGAAUUAUGUCCCCAUUGUAAAACCUCUGACCUGAGACUGUCGGGCACGAACAACUUAUCCUCCGGGCAAGUGUCAGGAAUGGUAGUCCCGGAGUUGGCCUCCGAAACUCUUCUCUCCACCUCCCACUGGAGAGCCCCCAACACCCGGGCCACAGGCACGAUGGUGUCCGGAGUCUUGUCUGCUUCCGCCGGGCCAUAGAUCCUGGAGAGCGCGUCAGGUUUGACGUUGCGGGACCCCGGCCUGUAGGUGAUAGUGAAGUCAAACCUGGUUAGGAAAAGCGACCAGCGAGCUUGGCGAGAAUUCAGUCUGUGUGCUGAUCUGAUGUAGGCUAGAUUCUUGUGGUCAGUGAAAACGGUGAAUGGUUUGGCUGCACCCUCCAGCCAAUGCCUCCAUUCCCUCAGCGCAAGAACGAUGGCCAGCAGCUCUCUAUUCCCCACGUCGUAGUUUCCCUCUGCUUUGGUAAGGCGACGCGAGAAGAAUGCACACGGGUGGAGCCUCUGGUCGGCCGGGGAUCUCUGGGAAAGGACCGCUCCCACUCCUGUAUCCGAGGCGUCAACCUCAACGAAAAAUUGAGCAGAGGGGUCAGGAUGAGACAGUAUAGGGGCUGAAGUGAACAGCUGCUUAAGCCUACAAAAUGCACUUUCGGCCUCAGUGGACCAUACAAAUGGUUUAUUAACUGAUGUUAGCCUUGUCAGAGGUUCGGCAAUAGCACUGAAAUUCCGGAUAAACCUCCUAUAGAAGUUGGCGAACCCCAAGAACCUCUGCAAAGGCUUCCUUGCUGUAGGAGAUGGCCAAUCGACCACCGCCUGAAUCUUGGCGGGGUCGGCUCGAAGCUUGCCGCUCUCCACAAUAUAACCCAAAAAAGACACCGACUCUGCGUGGAAUUCACAUUUCUCGACUUUGACGUAAAGUCUGUUUUCCAACAAUCGAAGUAGGAUUUGACGGACUUGUCGUAUGUGUUCCUGUAAAUUAUGAGAAAAAAUCAAGAUAUCAUCGAGGUACACAAAGCAGUUCUUAUUGAUGAGGUCGCUAAGAACAUCAUUAAUGAGGUUUUGAAAGACAGCUGGAGCGUUGGUUAAUCCGAAGGGCAUAACAAGGUAUUCGAAAUGGCCCAAAGGCGUAUUGAAUGCUGUCUUCCACUCGUCUCCCUCCCGAAUCCGUACCAGGUGAUACGCACAUCUAAGAUCGAGUUUGGUGAAAAACUUAGCGUUGUGCAGAGUGGAAAAGGCCGAAUCCAUCAAUGGGAGCGGGUAACUGUUACGAACGGUGAUGUCAUUGAGUCCCCGAUAGUCAAUACAGGGACGGAGAGAUUUAUCCUUCUUCUCAACAAAAAAGAAUCCCGCCCCCAGUGGUGACGUGGAUGGCCGGAUAAGACCUGCUGCGAGAGAUGAAGAAAUGUAUUCCUUAAGAGACGCGAACUCGGGACCGGAAAUGUUGUAUAAACGAGAACUGGGAAGAGUGGCGUUAGGUAGGAGAUUAAUAGCACAAUCGUAGGGUCUGUGUGGAGGAAGAGCCUGGGCUAGGUCUUUGCUAAAAACUGGUUUGAGAUCGUGGUAGCAGGGGGGUACUUUAGUCAAAUCGAUCUCUUCCAACUUUUUAGUCAUGACGGGAGUUUUGAUCAUGGCGGCACGUAGGCAGUUACUAUGACAAAAGCUACUCCAAUUAGCUAUGCGGUUGUUAUUCCAGUCGAUAGAGGGGUUAUGAAGUUUGAGCCACGUGAGGCGAAGAACUACGGGAGCGGCUUGUGAGGGAAUAAUAAAGAAUCUGAUCUUCUCUACAUGAUUACCCGAUAAUUGCAACGAAAUGGACUCAGUCUGGUGAGUGACGGUGGCGAGUUGAAGCCCCUCAAGCGAGUGCACUUUCUUAGGAACAGGUAGCUCAAUGCAUUUAAUGUCCAAUUCCUUAGCUAGAUUAGUGUCGAUAAAGCUAUCAUCAGCCCCAGAGUCCACCAAAGCCAUUAUAUUGUGUCUACCCCCCUUAACAGAGAUUAUACCCUCAAUUUGAAGUCUUUGUGUGUCAUACUGACAGUCCGUGUGCGUCCUUUCAUACUCACACUCAGUGAGAGGCUUGCCUUCUUCAGCCCUGACAGAAGUCUUGGUCUUCACAGGUAGCUCCUCGCCGUCCGAGCAGGGUGUGGGGCGGCGGGUUGGACGCACUGGGCACCUGGCUAUAUGGUGAUUAGGUUCCCCGCAGUAGAGGCAGAGGUGGAGGCGACGACGGCGAGCCCUCUCAGCGGAUGUGAGGCGUCGUCCUCCCAGCUGCAUAGGCACCUCUCCAUUGUCGGAGCUGGCGUGACUCGGCGAAAAAUCCCAUCUGCGCUUGCCGGGAUCCUGUAGUGGCGUAUAGGUCCUGCUGCGCGAGGUGCGUGAAUCUCCGGCUGGUUUGUCUCCUUCGAGCAACUCCCGGUCACGCUCCCUCAAACGAUUGUCCAGGCGUAUAGUGAGAUCGAUGAGUUCGUCCAAAGUUUUAGGAGUCUCACGUACCGCUAGCUCAUCCUUGAGUCGCGGUUGCAAAGCCUUGCGAAAAAUUCCGCGCAAUGCGGCAUCAUCAUACCCGCUCUCGGUGGCCAAAACCCGGAAGCUUACUGAAAAAGCGGCCACGGAACGUCCCUUUUGCCUCAUGUCGAGCAAGCGAUCCCCUGCUUCACUUCCUCUAACAGGGUGGUCAAAAACCUUCCGCAUUUCAGACAAAAAAUAGGGGUACGACAAACGCGCGGCGGGUUUAGCAUUGCUGAUAGCCACAGCCCAGGCGGCAGCUUCGUCGGUCAAUAGGCUCAUAAUAAACGCUACCCUGGCAGAGUCAGUAGCGUAUGUGGACGGCUGUUGAUCAAAAACCAGCGAGCAUUGGUGAAGAAACUGGUUGCACGACACGGACUCACCCGAAAAACGAGGAGGGUGGGGUAUGCUUGGUUCACGUGUCGUGGGGGUUAUAGCGUCGGUUGCAAUGUUGCUUACCGGUGGAACGACCGGAACAGCAGGUGGAGAAGAGCUAAGCGGUCCCACAGCGAGUGCUUGUUCCAAACGCUGGUCGAUCGAUCCGACACUAGUAGCGAGCGCCGCGAUGGCGUCCAUCAUCUCGCGUAAGGACUUCUCGUGAUUACCCACCAGCUGUCCUUGAUGAGACAGGGCGGAGCGCAGGUGUUCUAAUUCUGCGGGUUCCAUAUUUGGCCAGUUAUUCUGUCACGUUGUGGCUUACGCCAACGAAAAAGAUUGGAACCCGUGAUGCAGAAUGACACAGCGCUAGUAAAAAUCUAUUUAUUAACAAAGCAAAAAUACAACAAACAGAAAUGACUACUAGAAAGUACAACGAAGGAACGCAGGGCAUGAGCCAAAACAACAAAGAACAAAAAACACUGCUAGGCAGGAAAAAAGGUACUCACAGAACAAAAAGAGCUGCAGGAAAAAGGUGCAGAGCAGGUAGAGGCAGUACAAAUAACAAUGGCAGAAAAUACGCGAGCAAGGGGACCAGUUGGGAGCCAAGGGAUGAGGAACAGGAAGCAGGGUUGGCAAGGGAAUAACUGGCAAUUGGGUAGUGACUGAGCAGAGGUAUAUAUGGAGCGUAGCAGAUUGAUCGCAGGUGUUCCUAAUCACUCAUCAGAGCAGCCAUGACACUGCAGGGACAAAAACAGAGGCGGCAGCAGAGUGCAACACACAGAACAUGACAAGGGUUCUAGAAUGUACGGGUUAGGGUUCUAGAAUGCGCGUGUUAGGGUCAGGGUUCUGUACCGGAUUUGGGUUCUAGAAUGCGUGUGACCGCGUGGGUUAGGAGUUAGGGGUUAGGGUUAGGGUUAGGAGUUUGAGCUAGAGCUCCUCCCCCUCUAACUGAGGUGGAGGAGGAAAAUGCACUGGCCUUCCCCUGGGCCCGAGCCCCUGAGCCAGGAACCACGCGGGUCCCUGUAUUGGCAAUCGCCUGUGGGCGUACAUUUGUGGUCUGAUGGCCAUGAGAGCACCCCCUCCCGUAACGCACAACUGUCCAUUCCCCAUCCAUGGGGUCCAUAAUAUUUUUUUUAAAGAAUGUAUAUAUAUAUAUAUAUAUAUAUAUAUAUAUAUAUAUAUAUAUAUUUUUUUUUUAACUUUUUGUAUUUUUUUUUUAUUUUUUUACAAAACUCAAAAAGUAGCAGAGCUCCUUCUCCUUCAACAGCCAACUCAAUAAUGAGCCAGCCCCAGCUGUGCUCUUUGAUCUCACUCAAGUGUUGCUCUUUGAACACACUCAAGUGUUGCUCUGUCACCAAAUCAAACUAAAGUGAGAGUAACCACACUUAAACUGUUUUUAUUGUGUGUAUCCCUUUUCCUCAUAACUUUUAUUAUCUAUUGUGUGUACUGUGCUCAUGUUUUUUUGUCUUUAUAUCUUUCUUUAUAUCUUCUUUUAACUAAGUGUUUUUUUAAUCCAAAUGUAUCGUCCUUCCUAAACAACAUUUUCACCAAACUUUUUUAAUAUUACCUCUUUUCAACCCCACCCUUCUGGCCCCUAUCAAUUCCCAUAUUUGUAAUCUUAAAACUCCCCAUGUAAUAACAUGUAAUAACCUUUAUUAAUCCUUGAAAACGUUUUUUAUUAUUGUUUUAUUCUUUUCUCUCGUAUGCCUGUCCACCUUGGGGUUGG
Molecule: messenger RNA, 10879 nt
Organism: Dunckerocampus dactyliophorus (ringed pipefish)
Lineage: Eukaryota; Metazoa; Chordata; Actinopteri; Syngnathiformes; Syngnathidae
Gene: shpk
Product: sedoheptulokinase
Exons: 7
Coding region: 293-1705 (470 amino acids)
Biological process (GO): carbohydrate metabolic process; cellular response to lipopolysaccharide
Cellular component (GO): cytosol
Molecular function (GO): sedoheptulokinase activity
Source: RefSeq, a predicted model, not a curated record